GAGAGAACCGGACCGGACCGUUUUCCGUCUCUUUGGAUUAUUUCUGCUGCACGAGACAUGAUCCUGAUCAAUAUCAUCACUCUGGUGUUUGUGUGGGAUGUGUGUGUGUGUGACUCGGAGCUGGGCUCCCCCGGGUGGCGGGAACCUCUGGACUGCGUCCGGGCCUCCGAGCUGUGCAACCAGAACAGCCAGUGCAGCUCGCGGUACCGGAUCAUGCGCCAGUGCCUGUCGGGCGGGGACAAGGAGCGCAGCGCCAUGCUGGCCUCCAAGGAGUGCCAGGGGGCGCUGGAGGUGCUGCAGGACUCGCCACUCUACGACUGUCGCUGCAAGAGAGGCAUGAAGAAGGAGUUGCAGUGUCUGCAGAACUACUGGAGCAUCCACAUGGGUCUGACCGAGGGAGAAGAGUUUUACGAGACGUCUCCCUACGAGCCGAUCCAUUUCUCAGAGGAAUUCCGACAUGCCUCCAUCAUCUCAGAUUCAUCUCUGUCGAAGAUGAGCCCCUGCUCGGAGGCGGGGAAACCCUGUAACCCGUGUCUGGACGCGGCGAAGGCGUGCAACCUGAACGAGACGUGUAAACGCCUUCGCUCCGCCUACAACUCCAUCUGCAGCAAGGCCACACCCCCUCAGCCCUCACUGGCCAAUCAGGAGCCGUGCAGCCGGAAAAGAUGUCAGAAGGCUCUGCGUCAGUUCUUCGAGAGGGUAUCAUGGGAGCUCAGCUACCCGCUGCUCUUCUGCUCGUGCCCGGACCAGGCGUGUGCCGAGCGCCGCCGCCGCACCAUCGUCCCGUCCUGCUCGCACCAGGAGCGCCACAAGCCCGGCUGCCUGGAGCUGCGGCGCCUCUGCCGCUCCGACGCACUCUGCAGGUCUCGGCUGGCUGACUUCCACAUGAACUGCCAGGUGACGCCUCACACCGUCACCAGCUGCCCGCACGACAACUACCACGGCUGCCUGAUGUCGUACGUGGGCCUCAUUGGCUCUGAUGUGACGCCGAACUACGCCGACAGCAGUCCGUCCAACAUCACGAUGAGCCUGUGGUGCAGCUGCAGGGGAACCGGCAGCCAGGAGCGCGAGUGUGACGCCUUCCACCGGGACUUCACCCACAACAGCUGCCUCAAGAACGCCAUCCAGUCGUUCGGUUACGGCUCAGAGGGAGGAACUCUUCUGGUGACGGAGCCAGCGUCCACCUUCCUCCCACCCGCCCAGCCGCCAAUCAUCUCCAAACCCGCCCCCUCUCUCCAUGGCAACGCAAUCAAACCCAUGGACAGUGCGUGCAUGUUCUCCACCUGUGCUAACCUGCAGGAUGGAGGCCAAAAGUGCAACCCUGCCGAUGAGUUUGAGUGUGAAGAGGCUCUGCUGGCUCAGGGGUCAAUAGACUCUCAGGACUCUGCAGGACCGAAGAGCAGCAGCCGGCGAUCAGCUCCACUCGUCCUCCACCACGUCUCUGUGGCCGUGUGUGUGUCCGUCCUGCCAACGUUUCUACUCCUCCUCCUCUCAUAAACAUGAACUCACACCUACAUACUGUACAAACACCCACACAUUCACUCACACACACACACACACACACACACACGCACACACACACGCACACACACACACGCACACACAUUAACACACAAACACACACACUUAUAAAUGGCAAGACCCAGAGAAAGUCACAUGACUUGGCGCCCUCCGCUACAAGAAAAUGUCAACCAACAGACAUCCAAACGUCAACAACAGGCUUUCGAGGAGGGAAAGUGUUCUGGAGGACAUUCAGAUUAUCCGUC
Molecule: messenger RNA, 1766 nt
Organism: Centropristis striata (black sea bass)
Lineage: Eukaryota; Metazoa; Chordata; Actinopteri; Perciformes; Serranidae
Gene: gfra2b
Product: GDNF family receptor alpha 2b
Exons: 10
Biological process (GO): nervous system development
Cellular component (GO): external side of plasma membrane; signaling receptor complex
Molecular function (GO): signaling receptor activity
Source: RefSeq, a predicted model, not a curated record